This is a messenger RNA of Mytilus californianus (California mussel), 317 nucleotides long. RefSeq names its product serine protease inhibitor Cvsi-2-like. The record is from RefSeq and is a predicted model, not a curated record. The transcript has 3 exons. NCBI's taxonomy places the organism in Eukaryota, Metazoa, Mollusca, Bivalvia, Mytilida, Mytilidae. Bases 1 to 276 code for a protein of 91 amino acids.
AUGAAGAUUGUAAUUGUUUUCCUUGUUGUCUGCAUUUUGGGUUACAUCAGCGGUGAGGAUUGUCCUAAUAAUAAUCCUGACCAGGAAUGUGGACACGUAACAUGUGAAAACCAUUGGCAUAAGGCUUGUGUAUCAAACACGUGUACCUGUCUACACAGUACUGAUGGAGGACAAGCAUGCACAAACAAAGCACAGUGUGACGCCAUAAAUAGUUGGUCCUGUUCAGCAUCACGUAGACACUGUGUAGAUGGUAGAUGUCGUUGUUCUAGGUUUUAGAUGCUACAACUGUAAAAUACUUGGCAGCUGCUUAUUCUUUA